This is a messenger RNA of Mangifera indica (mango), 1705 nucleotides long. Its product is annotated as chorismate synthase, chloroplastic. The record is from RefSeq and is a predicted model, not a curated record. Gene Ontology annotation, molecular function: chorismate synthase activity; FMN binding. Gene Ontology annotation, biological process: aromatic amino acid biosynthetic process; chorismate biosynthetic process. The coding region runs from base 167 to 1486 and encodes 439 amino acids. Lineage: Eukaryota; Viridiplantae; Streptophyta; Magnoliopsida; Sapindales; Anacardiaceae. Gene Ontology annotation, cellular component: cytosol. The transcript has 13 exons.
ACUGCCCUUUAUUUGUAUAGGCGAAACUUACAAAUGACAUCUCUCAACAACCAUUACCACUAAUCUUAUGCCAGCAACUACCCCUUUGAACUUCCAAUGAAACAUAUAUAAAAAAUAAACAAAUCACAACAUUUUCUUCUUCAACUCCUUUUUCGUUUUGAUUUCAAUGGCGGCUGCUUCCAUUGCUUCAAAACAGUUCCUUGCAGCCCCUAGAACUGAGGGUUCGUUGAGUUCUCGUCUGCCCUCAGAUCUUUGCCAACUCCCAUCUCCACCUGUCAAAAUCGUGUUCCAUUCUGCUACCCCAAAGAAGCUCCAAAUAAAGGCAGCUGGGAGUACAUAUGGAACUUAUUUUCGUGUUACAACUUUUGGAGAAUCUCAUGGAGGAGGUGUUGGUUGUAUAAUUGAUGGAUGCCCUCCCCGUAUUCCUCUCUCAGAAGCUGAUAUGCAAUUUGAUCUAGACAGAAGGAGGCCUGGCCAGAGCCGAAUUACUACCCCAAGAAAAGAGACUGAUACAUGCAAAAUUCAGUCUGGUGUUUCUGAAGGGGUGACCACUGGAACACCUAUCCAUGUAUUUGUACCUAACACUGAUCAGAGAGGACAUGAUUACAGUGAAAUGUCAGUGGCUUACAGACCAUCUCAUGCAGAUGCAACUUAUGAUAUGAAGUAUGGUGUCAGAUCAGUGCAAGGAGGUGGUAGAUCUUCUGCAAGAGAAACCAUUGGAAGAGUUGCUGCUGGAGCUGUUGCAAAGAAAAUUUUGAGGCAGCUUGCUGGAACUGAGAUUCUUGCUUAUGUAUCUCAAGCCCACAAGGUUGUGCUUCCAGAGGACUUGGUUGAUCAUGAGGCUUUGACACUUGAUCAGAUAGAGAGCAACAUUGCUAGGUGUCCAGAUUCUGAAUAUGCUGAGAAGAUGAUUGCUGCUAUUGAUGCUGUCCGAGUGAGAGGGGAUUCUGUUGGUGGUGUUGUCACAUGCAUUGUGAGAAAUGCUCCUCGUGGGCUUGGUUCACCAGUUUUUGACAAACUUGAAGCUGAGUUGGCUAAAGCUGCAAUGUCAUUGCCUGCAACAAAGGGCUUUGAAUUCGGCAGUGGAUUUGCAGGUACUUUUAUGACUGGAAGUGAACAUAAUGAUGAGUUCUAUACAGAUGAAUAUGGAAACAUUAGGACAAGAACAAAUCGCUCCGGUGGAAUUCAGGGAGGAAUUUCAAAUGGCGAAAUUAUAAACAUGAGGAUAGCUUUCAAGCCAACAUCUACAAUUGGAAGGAAGCAGAACACAGUGACUAGAGAUAAGAAAGAGACAGAACUUAUAGCUCGUGGUCGUCACGAUCCUUGUGUUGUCCCAAGAGCGGUGCCAAUGGUUGAAGCGAUGGUAUCACUAGUACUUGUGGACCAAUUGAUGGCGCAAUAUGCACAGUGUUAUCUGUUUCCCCCGAAUCCAGAACUACAAACGCCCUUCAAAUUGCCAUCACUUGAGCCAGCUGAGAUGCUUUAAAAGGCGAUGAAACAGUAAAGCAUCUUUCAUCAUACUAAUCAAAAGUUUCUUAUUAAUGUAAGGCACUUUAUAUUUUUGGGAUUUUUUUUUUUUUGGCCUCUUUUCCUCAGUCAUUUACUAGGCAGUAGUGUUUUCUUUGUAUUCACGAAAUUGUAGAACGUUUAAACUGUUGUUUUGCCCAUGCUUUGCUGCAAAAGAUGAAUAAAUUAUUUUGUAAAA